Suillus subalutaceus is the source of this 1824-nucleotide messenger RNA. RefSeq lists its product as uncharacterized. The transcript is spliced from 9 exons. The record is from RefSeq and is a predicted model, not a curated record. Lineage: Eukaryota; Fungi; Basidiomycota; Agaricomycetes; Boletales; Suillaceae. Bases 1 to 1824 code for a protein of 607 amino acids. Gene Ontology annotation, biological process: carbohydrate metabolic process. Gene Ontology annotation, molecular function: beta-glucosidase activity.
AUGUCGAUGGACGCGGAAAGUCUAUCUGGGACGACUUUCUCCAAGCAACCUGGACAGAGAAUGGACGGCCGAGACGGGGAUGUGGCCACUGAUUCAUACAGGCUCUGGAAGGAGGACAUUGCAUUACUUGCUCAGUUUGGCGUCAAGUCCUACCGCUUUUCCUUAUCUUGGUCUCGUAUCAUCCCGCGGCAAGAUCUUCUCAAGCUCUCCAAUGAAACGGACCUUGAUAUUCACAAUGCCUGUGGUGUCGCAGCUCACUGCACGGCUGAGGGUCUGGCACAGCAGAAGAAAACAAUUUCCAGACAGCAUUUUGAUGUGGAAUCUCUCGUGACGGAUGGCGACGACGAUAAAGUAAACGACGUUUUGGGAGUUCCUAAAACUAUUUGGACUGUGCAUGUACUCUCGCCAUCAUGUUCGUUCAAAGCAUCUGAUAAAGUUGUGCAGGUUGUCUCGUGCAUUAAAUCCUCGCCUGAGAUUUUGUCGCAGGUGCAGGAGGUCAUUCUACCCAUCAUCCGGUUCACCCUUGAGAACAAGUUAAUUGAUUUGUUUGACAAAAUGUAUAACCUCGUAGACGCCCUUGCCUUCCGUCUUCACGCAAUAUCACCGAACAUAUCAGGCUUAUUACGUCCUGGCUAUACUACAAGCAAUGUCUCCAGUUCUACAUGUUCGUCCAACACCCCUCCUCAUCAUUCAUACCGCCCACCCCCAUCGAUCUCUUCAUCAGCAAGGACGAACGCAUCUACACGAGAAUCUGAUGAGUUUUCCAGUGGAUCACUUGCCUCUGUACCGCAAGAUGUCCAUCACGGGUCAAGUUCUGGCUCGUCAAAUCUGUUAUGGGGUGCUCCUACCUCCUCCCGUCCUUUGCCGCCAAUUGCGCCCUCGCCAGAUGUAGUCACGCCGCAGGCUGCAAGACGUUCUACCCAUUCAGAUACUGGCUGGAGAUCGAGUACUGCGCGUACGUCAGCAAGCGCUUCUGCAUCAUCCUCUGUGCUUGGAGACUCCAUUUCUCAGUUCUACGCUGCUGAUGAGGAACGGCCUCGAGUAACUUUGAAUACAAUCCAGGACAAUGACUCAUCUCCCUCGUGCUCUGCUGACAGAUACCAAGAGGUUGCUGCACGUGCUAGAACAGUUAUCGAAUGCUCGUGCAACUCAGUUCGUCCUCUCUUGGCGGCUUUUUCUUUGUUUUCCAAGGAACAGGGAUUUGAAGAUUCGGAUGAAGCAGAAUUGUCAUUUGACCGUUACGUAGAGGGUCUCAGUGAAGAGGACUCCAUGGAUAACGAGAGAAGACGCAGGGUCACGGCUCAUAAUCGUUAUGAUCUUGCCGGCAAAAAUGAUGAAGACAAUGACGACCCCUCCCAUUCAGACAGUGUGCAUGAGAUCAUCCAAGGUCUUCAUAAUGCCCGCGGUCUACCCGAGCGUGGCGUAGAAACUGCCUGUUCAUUGUCUGGAUCGCCUUCCCGCCAUGAGCCGCCCAAUCAUCCUCCAGCUCGCUAUCGCCUUCAUUCCCGCUUGCAUUCCUCCGCUACGACAGUAUCCAGCAACUCAUUAGUAUCAGAGAGUGCCGCAGAACAUCGCCGCACCAACGCCAGGGCGCAUCUUCGCUCUCAAUUGUUUGCUUCACGUACCAGCUCUGACGAGCCUCCUCAAGACAGUUCAGACAUUUCAAGUUUGACUGCAGCUGCUCGUUUGAGGUGUCUUAUAGCCAGUCAAACGGACUCCUCAUCGACUACAUCUUCCCACCCUUUGCCAUCUGGUCGAACAAGUGACCUUCCUUCAAGACCGUUCGCAUCAAACGGUCCGGGGUCACCUUCUCAGUUUCCAUGA